AAACAAACAUUGAGAUCAAUAUACUUAUAUUUAAAACAAACUAAUAUGGCGACAAAGAGUGAAAUAAAAUCUUUAAAUCAUGAUGAGCGAUCGCAUGUAGCUUUUAAAAACCGAUCUUGUCGCAGAGCUACAUUGUUUUGGCAUAAUUAUGAAGGAAAUUUAAUACGAUACGCCAUUAUUGAACCAGAGGGUGUACACCGGAUGAACACUUAUGUAACACAUCCGUGGUCCGUAUCAGAUAGUGAAAGUGGCGACAGACUUUUAGUCGAUAAUAAUUUCGUGUUUUAUCCCCGAUCGCAAGGGGAAGAACAAGGAUCAAACUAUGAGAGAAUUUGCAUUGACCUUCCUGUGUAUCCUUUAUGGAUCAGAUGUCUACAGGUUUUACGGAAAACGAUACCCAAAGAUACCAUCGACAGUCUACAGAUUCCUAACAAUCUGAAACACGCAUUAAAUUAUGCACCAGACAUCCAUUUUACAGAUUACACAAACUUUUGCACAGUAAAUGCACAAUGAGUCUGAUUGGAGUACACACGCAUCAAUCAUCUGUAAGUUUAAAAUGUAUAAAUGCAUUUUAAUCUGGAACAUUUCUUGAAGAAACGAUAAUUAUGCCAGUAACCGUGAACCAAUCAGAAGUUGUUUUGAGGAGCAAAACAAGACAAAGACUAUCAUUGAUUUGGAGGUCGAUAUGCAAGGGCCAAGUUGUUUGACAGAAGAUCUCUAAGUAUAUGAAAAGUCAAGGAGGAUUACGAAAAAAAAUAUUAAUGUUGAUGAUGUUGACCGUCGAACUAUGAUGUAGUUUGAGAAAUAGUUUUGCCAGAUUUACUGGAAUGGACGACAUUGCACAGCUUCAUUUUACAAUAAACUAAUUAACAUUUGAAAUAAAUGUCAAUUUCAUUGUUUUA
Messenger RNA from Mytilus trossulus (common blue mussel), 902 nucleotides. Its product is annotated as von Hippel-Lindau disease tumor suppressor-like. Lineage: Eukaryota; Metazoa; Mollusca; Bivalvia; Mytilida; Mytilidae. The record is from RefSeq and is a predicted model, not a curated record. The coding region runs from base 46 to 513 and encodes 155 amino acids. The transcript is spliced from 2 exons.